GAGAUUUGUCAGAUCUCGUUUUCGCUUGCACGAGAUUUCAGAUCUGAUAGUGUCGGUGUUCAAUUUUUGUCAAUUCAAAUGGAGAAACCGGAGAGCGAGAAGAAAUCGGCUGUUUCCGACGUCGGUGCAUGGGCUAUGAAUGUAAUCAGCUCCGUUGGAAUCAUCAUGGCUAAUAAACAGCUCAUGUCUUCCUCUGGUUUCGGAUUUGGCUUUGCUACAACUUUAACGGGAUUUCACUUCGCCGUCACUGCACUUGUUGGUAUGGUUUCAAACGCUUCGGGAUUAUCAGCAUCAAAGCAUGUUCCUCUUUGGGAGCUUCUCUGGUUCUCAAUUGUUGCUAACAUCUCUAUCGCUGCUAUGAACUUUAGCCUUAUGCUCAACUCUGUUGGCUUCUAUCAGAUUUCGAAAUUGAGCAUGAUUCCGGUGGUAUGCGUGUUGGAAUGGAUUCUACAUAGCAAGCAUUAUUGUAAAGAAGUGAAAGCUUCUGUAAUGGUUGUGGUUAUUGGUGUUGGGAUUUGUACUGUGACUGAUGUCAAAGUUAAUGCUAAAGGUUUCAUUUGUGCAUGCACUGCCGUUUUCUCCACUUCUCUGCAGCAGAUUUCUAUAGGCUCUCUGCAGAAGAAGUACUCAGUAGGAUCUUUUGAACUGCUGAGCAAAACAGCCCCAAUCCAAGCCAUUUCACUUCUCAUCUUUGGCCCCUUUGUUGACUAUUUCUUGAGCGGCAAAUUCAUAUCUACUUACAAGAUGACAUACGGUGCCAUCUUCUGCAUUCUUCUCUCCUGCGCAUUGGCUGUUUUCUGUAACAUAAGUCAAUAUCUCUGCAUUGGAAGAUUCUCAGCGACAUCUUUCCAAGUUCUAGGCCACAUGAAAACAGUAUGCGUCCUCACAUUAGGUUGGCUUCUCUUUGAUUCCGAGAUGACAUUCAAGAACAUCGCCGGGAUGGCCAUAGCCAUUGUUGGAAUGGUGAUCUAUAGUUGGGCGGUUGAUCUAGAGAAACAGAGGAAUGCAAAGUUAACGCCACACGGCAAAAACAGUAUGACCGAAGAUGAGAUUAAGCUACUCAAGGAAGGAGUUGAGCAUAUCGACUUGAAAGACGUUGAGCUCGGUGACACUAAACCAUAAGGGUGUGCUUAUACCCAUUUGAAAUUUACACGUCGAAAGUGAUUUUAAUUCUUUAUACAAAUAUUUCCUUUGUGUGCCAUUUACUUGUUCUUUCCACUUUCUACAUGUCUUAGAACAUUUUGGGCUUUCCAGAAAGCCCAUAAAUCCUUCUUUGCUUAAGAAGAAGGCCCAUCCUUGAAUAGUGAAUGUCCUAUAUAGUAAGUAAUACAGAAAUGUCAACUGA
Molecule: messenger RNA, 1345 nt
Organism: Arabidopsis arenosa
Lineage: Eukaryota; Viridiplantae; Streptophyta; Magnoliopsida; Brassicales; Brassicaceae
Source: the annotation of a GenBank genome assembly